UAGCUUUAUAAAAAUAUAUCAACAGCAAAAAUGGCUACGAAAACCACACCUAUUGCUUGUUCUGGAUGUCACAAUGUCAUCGUGGACCGGCGCCUCUUACAAUGCCUGACUUGUAUGGACAUAUAUGACUUACUAUGUGCUAAUGUCACAAAGGAAUUGUAUGACACGCUGCCGACAGAACGAAAAAAAACUUGGAUAUGCCCGGGUUGUGUCUGUCGUCAGACAAAGAGAGGAGACAACACAAAUACACCAAUACGAGCAUCUGACUUCAGUAUCAAUCAGACCGUCCAUACAGUGCAUGACGAUGAAUCCAUGGACUGCAGUUUUUUGAACCACUCGACAAGAUCACAGAACAUAACGUUCCGUCGUCCUCAGCCACAGAAUAAUGCCCAGCAGGAUGACUCUGUGUGUUUAGAUAAUAUCCGGAUUCUGGUUAGGGAGGAGCUACAAGACUGCCUCGAUGAACGCCUAAUAAGUUUAAUUGGCAAAGCAGUCGAAAACCAAAUUGCGCCACUAGUACAGUCAGUGGCGCAAUUGAAAACUAGGGUGACGACUGUCGAAGAAAGAGUGACAGCCCUUGAAGAGAGGUUAAAUUCGUUGGUGACUUAUAGAGACAACAACCCAGCGGAAACCUACGCAUCCGUUACUGAAAAACCAAGAGCACAGUCUCCGGCAAGUUGCAACGCAACUAGUAGGUCUGUAUCACCUUCAACGGGAAAGAUAGCGUCUGACAAGGUGCUACUGCCGCCAAUAGCUGGUCAGAUUCCUAAUAACCGGGACAGUGAUAAACAUACGGAGACGUUAGCUAAGCCGGCGAGUUCAGACGCAGAGAGCGAGGGCCGGGGUAAACUACAGAUACGCCCGCGAAAACAAUUGGAGGUUAAGAGAGGCACAGCUCUCCCUGGAACUACGUGCCCGCUGAAAGCCUCGGAGAGGUGCCGUUACAUUCAUUUGUUUUAUGUAAAAGUGGGCACAACUAACGAACAAGUACAGGCCUAUCUUUCAGAGAUCUGUGGGGAAGACGUUUGCACAGUCGAGACACUAAAGGCAAAAGGAAAUUAUGCAUCCUUCAAACUCACCGUUCCACUGAAGUGUAUUGAGAGGGUGUUGGACCCCGCUUACUGGGCGGAAGAUAUAUGCAUUAAACCCUGGAAACAGAAUUUUCGUAACUUUCGCAACAAAAGUACGAACGAAGUAUAAAACCAAUUUCAUCCUACACG
Cydia pomonella (codling moth) is the source of this 1220-nucleotide messenger RNA. RefSeq lists its product as uncharacterized. NCBI's taxonomy places the organism in Eukaryota, Metazoa, Arthropoda, Insecta, Lepidoptera, Tortricidae. The transcript has a single exon. The record is from RefSeq and is a predicted model, not a curated record. Bases 31 to 1200 code for a protein of 389 amino acids.